AUGUCAACUCCCAAAAAUAAACAAACACCACAAUCCUCCUCUUCACAACCAACAGAUAUAAAUAAUAAUGAUGUUCAUUUAAAUACAUCACCAUCUAGAAGUGCUCCCCAACAACAGCAACAAAGCCCAUAUGCUUUCAAAAAACAGUAUGUCUUUAGAAUUUAUUAUUAA
This is a messenger RNA of Dictyostelium purpureum, 171 nucleotides long. RefSeq lists its product as uncharacterized. The transcript has 2 exons. The record is from RefSeq and is a predicted model, not a curated record. NCBI's taxonomy places the organism in Eukaryota, Evosea, Eumycetozoa, Dictyosteliales, Dictyosteliaceae. The coding region runs from base 1 to 171 and encodes 56 amino acids.